Spea bombifrons (plains spadefoot toad) is the source of this 1811-nucleotide messenger RNA. RefSeq names its product C9orf72-SMCR8 complex subunit (gene C9orf72). Gene Ontology annotation, molecular function: guanyl-nucleotide exchange factor activity. Lineage: Eukaryota; Metazoa; Chordata; Amphibia; Anura; Pelobatidae. The transcript has 9 exons. The coding region runs from base 33 to 1418 and encodes 461 amino acids. The record is from RefSeq and is a predicted model, not a curated record. Gene Ontology annotation, cellular component: autophagosome; endosome. Gene Ontology annotation, biological process: endocytosis; autophagy.
GGAUCUCAAUUUCUUGUCUCUGACAUGUAAGCAUGGCUGCUCUUUGUCCUCCUCCUUCUCCGGCCGUGGCCAAGACUCUAAUAAACAUUGAUGGCUACUCACCACUGCUAGCUGCUACGUUUGCCUACUGGGACAAUAUCCUUGGACCUCGAGUGAGGCACAUCUGGGCACCCAAGACGGAUGAGGUUGUGUUGAGCGAUGGAGAGGUUACUUUUCUGGCUAAUCACACACUCAAUGGAGAGAUUUUGCGUAAUGCAGAGAGUGGAGCCAUUGAUGUCAAGUUUUUUGUCCUGGCAGAGAAGGGAGUGAUCAUUGUGUCACUCAUAUUUGAUGGAAACUGGAAUGGUGACCGCAGCACAUAUGGACUUUCCAUAAUCCUGCCACAAACUGAAUUGUGCUUUUACCUGCCCUUGCAUAAGGUCUGCGUAGGUCGUCUCACCCACAUCAUCAGAAAAGGCCGGAUAUGGAUGCACAAAGGCCAGAGCAUAAUUCCCAUGCUAACUGGGGAAGUUAUCCCUAUAAUGGAACUUCUUUCAUCCAUGAAGUCACACGGUGUUCCUGAGGAUAUAGAUAUUACUUCCACCAUGCUUAAUGAUGAUGACAUUGGUGACAGCUGCCAUGAAGGUUUUCUCAGCAAUGCUAUCAGCUCACAUUUACAGACCUGUGGGUGUUCUGUGGUGGUGGGAAGCAGUGCUGAGAAGGUCAACAAGAUGGUGAGGACACUGUGUCUCUUUCUGUCUCCUGCAGAAAGAAAAUGCUCCAGACUCUGUAGAUCUGAAUCUUCUUUUAAGUAUGAACCUGGACUUUUUGUCCAAGGGCUUCUGAAGGAUUCCACAGGAAGCUUUGUGUUACCAUUCCGUCAGGUCAUGUAUGCCCCUUAUCCUGCCACUCAUGUAGAUGUGGAUGUAAACACCGUGAAGCAGAUGCCCCCAUGUCAUGAGCACACAUACAACCAGCGGAGGUACAUGAGGGCAGAGCUGGCAGCUCUGUGGAAGGCCACUUCUGAUGAGGACAUGGCAGGAGAUUCCAUUAUACACACAGAUGAGAACUUCACUCCUAAUCUAAAUGUUUUUCAGGAUAUUCUCCAUAGAGACACAUUUGUAAAGACAUUUCUGGAACAGGUCUUCCAGCUGAAACCUAACUUACCCUUAAGAAGCACAUUCUUGGCGCAGUUUCUCCUUGUACUUCACAGGAAGGCUUUGACCCUGAUUAAAUAUAUUGAAGAUGACACACAAAAGGGAAAGAAACCGUUUAAAUCUAUCCGUAGCUUGAAAACCGACCUGGACCUGACAGUAGAGGGCGAUCUAAACAUUAUAAUGGCAUUGGCUGAAAAGAUUAAACCUGGACUUCACUCAUUCAUGUUUGGAAGAUCUUUGCAUACCAGCAUACAAGAGAGGGAUGUACUGAUGACAUUUUAAUUAAAUAAGUGGUGUACUUGGUAUAAUUGCUUUAAUGCAUCAGAUCCACUAUAUCCUUCAAAGUUAAAAAUGAUGUGAAGAGAAACAGACCGUGCCAUGGACAGUAACAGCCUACCUUCAGUACUGAAGAGGUCUCUGUUGAAGGGUGGACUUAGCACUGAAAUCACUUUGCAUGUCAUUGUGUCAUUGUAUACUGUACUGUAUUGCCAUUGCAGUGACUUCCCAAUGAUGUAUUUAGUACAUGUAUGCACGGCAGGUAGCUGUGGCUCCUAAAAUGUUACUGCUUAUAUUGGUCUCUGGAAACAUGCAGAAGUGUCCAUUCCAGAGUUUAAAAUCUCAUAUGUAAUGUAAGUGACAUGAUCUAUUAGUAAAACACCCAUUAUACCAAAUAAA